AUACCUAACCUAAAGGAGCUUACAGUAAUGGGAAAGAUGAUAUGUAAACCAUGUUCAAACAAAAUAUAUCCAGGAUAAAUUGGGAAAAGUUUCAGAGGAUAGACACUGCAAUUAAGGAGAACUAGGAAAAGUUUCUUGCAGAAGGUGGAACAUUAUUUUUAUUUUAGAUUUUUUAAUAACUUUUUAUUUUUAAAAUACAUGCAAAGAUAGUUUUUAACAUUCACUCUUGAAAAACAUUGUUUUCCAAAUUUUUCUCCCUCUCUCCUCCAUGUCUUCCUCCCCUAUACAGCAAAAAAUCCAAUAUUGGUUAAACAUGUACAAUUCUCUAAACAUAUUUCCACAUUUAUCAUGCUGCACAAGGAAAAUCAGCUCAAAAAGGGAAAUAAAUGAGAAAAAAAGCAAGCAAACAACAACAAAAAAGGUGAAAAUAUAAUGUCAUGUUCCAUAUUCAGUCCCCACAGUCCUUUUUCUGAUUGCAAAUGGCUCUCUCCAUCAUAAUUCUAGUGGAAUUGGCCUGAAUCUUCUCAUUGUUGAAAAGAGCCAAGUCCAUUACAGGUGAUUAAUCAUUUAAUCUUGUUAUUGCGGUUUACAAUGAUCUCCUGGUUCUGCUCAUCUCACUUAGCAUCAGUUCAUGAAAAUCUCUCCAGGCCUCUCUGAAAUCAGUCUAAUGAUCAUUUCUUAUAAAACAAUAAUAUUCCACUAUAUUCAUAUAUCAUAAUUUAUUCAGCCAUUUCUCAAUUGAUGGGCAUCUACACGGUUUCCAGUUCCUUUCUACUAUAAAAAAGGGCUGCUACAAACAGUUUUGCACAUGUGAGUCCUUUUCCCUUUUUUAUGAUCACUUUAGGAUACAGAUCUAGAAGAGACAUUGCUAGAUCAGAGGGUAUGCACAUUUUGAUAGCCCUUUGGGCAGUGUUCCAUAUUGCUCUCUAGAAGAAUUGGAUCAAUUCACAAUUCCAGGAACAAUGCAUUAGUGCCCCAGUUUUCUCACAUCCCCUCCAAAAUUUAUCAUCAUCUUUUCCUGUCAUUUUGGUCAAUCUGAAAGGCAUGUGGUGAUUUCUCAGAGUUGCCUUAAUUUGCAUUUCUCUGAUCAAUAACGAUUUAGAGCAUUUUUUCCAUAUGACUAGAAAUGGCUUUAAUUUAUUCAUCUAAAAAUUGUCUGUUCAUAUCAUUUGCCCAUUUAUCAAUUGGAGAAUGACUUAUAUUCUUAUAAACUUGAGUCAAUUCUCUCUAUAUAUUUUAGAAAUGAGGCCUUUAUCAGAGCUCUUGAUAAAAUUCCCUCUCCCCCCAGUUUUCUGUUUCCUUUCUAAUAUUGGGUGCAUUUUAAUUUAAUGUACUCAAAAUUAUCUAUUUUGCAUUUUAUAAUGUUCUCUGGUUCUUCUUUGGCUAUAAAUAGGCCUCUCUGAGGCUAUAAAUAACUUUUUUUCUCCACAGGUCUGAGAGGUAGACUAUCCCUUGUUCUUCUAAUUUGCUUAUAAUAUUAUCCUUUAUGUCUAAAUCAUGAACCCAUUUCGACCUUAUCUUGGUAUAGGGUAUUAGGUGUUGGUCAAUACCUGCUUUCUGCCAUACUAUUUUCCAAUUUUACCUAGCAAUUUUUGCCAAAUAAUGAAUUCUUAUCCUAGAAUCUGAAGUCUUUGAGUUUAUUAAACAUAUUACUAUAGUCAUUAAUUAUUGGGUCUUGUAAAUCUACCUAUUCCACUGAUCAACUACUCUUUUUCUUAGCCUGUACCAAAGCUGCUUUAUAAUAGUUUGUUUUUUUAAGUCUGGUACAGCUAAAAUAAGGUAGGAUUUUAGGGAAGACUUGAAGGAAGCUGGAAAAGAUAGGAGAUAAAGAGGAGGAGAGAGAACAUUACAGGCAUAGGGCAAAGCCAAUGUUGAGAGACAGAAUUCAGUGGCUAAAGUGCUGGACCUGGAGUAAGUCCUGAGUUCAAAUCCAGUCUCUGACACUUACUAGCUCUGUAAUUCUGGGCAAGUCAUUUAACCUCUAUUUGUCUUAGUCCACUGGAUAAGGAAAAAGCAAACCACCUUGUUAUCUUUGCCAAGAAAACACCAUGGAUAGUAUGGUUCACAGGGACAUAACUGAACUGCAACAACUUUUGUGCCAGGUCCUAAGCUCAGUCCAUUGAAAAUAUUGUAUUCAUCUUUAUAUGAUACUUUAAGGUUUAAAAAGUGUUUUUUUUUCAAAUGAACUUUAUUAUUAUCCCUAUUUUACAGAUGAGAACAUUGAUACUCAGAGUAGUGGUUACAUGUUCAAACUUACACAUAAUAAUCGAUAAAACUGCAACCAAAAAUUUAUGUCUUAGCAUGGUAUCUUCCAAUGCUUUUUCCCAUGCUCUUGCCUCCUGCCAAAGGAAUAUGGUCUUAGAGAAAAAUCAGUCAGCUGGCUUAUUUCUUUUUCACCCAUUUUCCCAACUUUGUGGCUAUUUCCCUACAGAGAACAUAACUUGUUCCUCCCAACUUCUAAGUGUGUCAUUCCAUCUCCUUUCCAGUAAUACAGAAUAAUACUAAAUUCGCACUUCUCCCCAUUGUCAAGCUACAUUCUUCUCUUUCUUUGCAUUCACAUUUUCUCAAAGAAGCUUUUCCUGAUAACUCCAUGGUUAGUUACUCAAAAGUUUUCAGGAUUUCUAUGUACCUCUUUGCUCAUAUACUAUGCAGUUCUAGAGAGGGUCUAACGUGGACCAUCAUAGCCUUGUGAACAUGACUCACUUCUUCCUCAUGAUACUAGAUACUAGAUAGAAAGACCACAUCUUCCCCAUUGGACCAAAAGUCUUUGCAAAAGUAAGUAUAUCAUCUCUCUAAUCAGAUUUAAAGUUUUCAAAGGAUGAGAAGUAUGAAUUCUCUUUUCCAGUAAUUUUUCCAAUGCCCAGUCCUGGGUUUUGUCCCUAGGCAGUUCUCUCCAUUGUUCUAAACUGACUGGCACUUUGUUUCUUAUUCAUUAGGCAAAAUUAUUUCUGUAAUGCAAGGUUCCAUCAUGCAGACUAGUAAUAGUUCUGGUCUAAUAAUGGGGUUCACACCUAAAACAUUUAUUUUGGCUGGCAUCCCUGGGAUGGAGGCUGAACACAUCUGGAUCUCCAUCCCUUUUUGCCUGAUGUAUGUCAUCAUAUUUCUUGGAAAUGGAACCAUCCUCCAUGUCAUCCAUAUGAAUCCCACCUUGCACCAGCCCAUGUACUUGUUCCUAGCCAUGCUGGCUCUUGCUGAGCUUGGUAUAUCUGCUUCUACACUUCCCACUGUAUUGGGAAUUUUCCUUUUUGAUGCAACUGAGAUCGACUUCAAUGUCUGCCUUCUCCAGAUGUUCUCUAUACAUUCCUUCUCCAUCAUGGAGUCGGGUAUCCUAUUGGCCAUGUCCAUGGACUGCUUUGUGGCCAUCUAUAGCCCACUGCGCUAUACAGUUAUAUUGACUUUGCCUCGAAUCUUUUCAAUGGGUGCUACAGUUGGACUCAAGAGUGUGGUACUCAUGGCCCCACUGACUGUCCUACUCCAACGCCUACCUUUCUGUGGACACAAUGUUCUCUCCCAUUCUUACUGCCUGCACCCCAACCUCGUCCACCUCCCAUGUGCUGAUACCUCCAUCAACAACAUCUAUGGACUUUUCAUUGUAAUUUCCACAUUUGGGCUGGACUUCCUACUUAUUGUGGUCUCAUACAUGCUCAUCCUUUACACAGUAUUGAGUAUUGCCUCUAGAGAGGGUCGGUGGAAAGCCCUCAAUACGUGUGGUUCACAUGUCUGUGCUGUACUUGUGUACUAUGUACCCAUGAUUGGUCUAUCCAUGGUGCAUCGCUUUGGGCGACAUCUCCCCACUUUGGUACAACCUACCAUGGCCAAUAUUUACCUCUUCUUCCCACCUGUGGUAAAUCCAAUUGUUUACAGCAUCAAGACCAAGGAAAUCCGUCGAGGUAUUGUUCGUGUAUUCACUAAAAAGAGGGUCAGGGGUUAGCAUGGGUAAGAGGAGAUGUAUCCCAGAAUGGGGAAUAAAUAAACUUGAGUGGAGCAGCACUAAAUGAGGGCUAGCCUACUACCACUUGAAGGAAAAAUCUAAGAAGCCAUGGAAACUAAGAAAUUGGAAGAACUAGUCAUCCCUGAGAGCAAUAAAAUAUUUUGAUUUCGGUGGAGGAGGAAUAACCUACAAAUUUGGCUCAUUUCUUUAAGAGAAGGACCAGUUAUAGCCAAGGUUGCUAUAUUUUUAGUUUCAUGAUCUGGCAUUAUGAGGAUGGGCCCCACUGGCUCAGCAGAGGAUGUCCAACAUAGACUAUCAGUGAGGCAGCCCAGCAUUUGGAUUUUAAGUUUUCCCAUUUGACUCAUAAUUCUAAAGUGUUUUAUGGACUUUAUAAAAGCAUGCAAGUUUGAGCACUGUGUAAUAUGCCUUCUUCUAGUAGUAUUGUUUGGAAUUUGUAUAUCAUUGAAGAAACCUGCUUGGACAUUGCUUUUGUGACAUAUCAGUUUGAAAGUUUAUAUUUUAAGAUAAAGUAAACCUAAUCUAAAAUUAGGGCUUUUGGUUGCUAGGUUUGUUUUUUAUCUUAAUUGAACAGACCAAAUGAUAACCCUAAAGUUGUAAUUGUAUUUGUCUGAAGUCAAAGAAUUCUUAAAUGUAAAUGUGGCAGAAUAAUAAAGAUAAUCUCAUAGAACUCAUUUAUUUUACAAUUAAGGAAACUGAGAUCUGGAGACCAAAGUGACUUUGCCAAGGACACACAAAUUAUUGGAAAAAUGGAGUUUAAUAGAGUUUUUAAUCCUUUAUUGAUGAUGAUGAUGAUGAUCCCUAACAUUAUAUAAUAUGUGCCAAGCACUGUGUCAAGUACUAUAUAAAUAUUAUCUCAUUUGAUCCUCCCAACAAAUUAGGAAGGUAGGUGCUAUUAUUAUUCCCAUUUUACAAAGAAAUAUACUGAGGCAAACAAAAGUUGUCAUUUUUCCAAAAUCACACACUUAGCAAAUAUCUGAGUCUAGAUUUGAAUUCAGGUCUUCUUGACUCCAUGGCCCAAGCUCUGUCCAUUUUGACACCUCACGCCCAGAGAUAAAAAGGAUAAAGAAGAAAGUGUAAAUCCUGAUUUUAAAAGUUGAACUAUAAAUAAAUAAAUAGAUAGAUAGAUAGAUAGAUAAAAUGUAUGGGGUGACAAUUUGGUGCUUUCCAGAGCAAGGCCUGAGUUUGGACUUCAGUAUCAUGGUAAAAUGUGAUAUGUGCCUUCACAACACAACUUUUCCAGUAGUAGAAUCUAGGUUCUUAUUAUUAUUUGUAUGAUUUUAAAGCAAGGUCUCUCUGAAUCACAGCUUCUUCACCUAUAAAGCUCAGAUAAAAAUACUUGCAACAGCUAACUCAAUGCUGUGGAGAGCAAAAUGUUCCAUAAUUGAACCAAAAGCACACAAGCUUCAUUCCCUCCCUCCUAUAAGUGAAUGCUUCAUUUUUGUCUCUGAAUCACCAAUGUCUAGAACAGUGCUUGGCACAUGAGAGACACUUUAUAAAUGAUUCCUGAAUUGAAAUGUCACCAUUACCAUUACAAAUACCAGCAGCAGCAGCAGCAGCAUCAUCAAAAAUAGCUACCAGGUAUCUAUUAAGGCCUCUUUUUCUUAUAUUUUUAAUUCCUACAAUCAACCAACUCUUAUGCACAUGGUUUCUAAUCUGUUCAGCUUCUUGUUCCCCUUCCUUUAGAUAAACUAGCUUAUCAGUCCUUCUGUCUAGGUCUUAACAUAACAAUUCAAAUGUGGCCUGACCAAGAUAGAGAAAAGGACUAUAAUUCCCCUCCUUCUUCAUAUACUUCUAUUAAUGAAACCCAAGUUCACUUUAACUUUUCUAUCUGAAAUGUAACAUUGGUAACUCAUCCUCAGCGUUGUUAAUUCAUUAAAAUACCCAGAUGAACUGUCUCACACCAUUCCAUCCUGAAUUUUCAUAGUAAUUUACUUAUUAUAGCUAUUUACAUUUAUUUCUAUUGUAUUUUACUUUUUUGUAUGUUUCAUUUCAGUUUUUAUUGAUCUUAAUGGAUACUGAACUGACUCUUGGCUAUUUAACCGAGCUUUCUGUCAUCCCUAGCAUUCUAUCAUUCCAAGCUGAUAUUAAUCCAUUAAUCACUGCCCUGGAUCUGGUUAUUAAACUUGCUCCAAAGCUAAAUUACUAUCAUCUAGACCAAAGCUUUUUAAACUGUGUUUUGCAGCUCUAUAUGGGGUUGCAUAACUGAAUUUGAGCAUCACAAAAUUAUAACUUAUUAUCAGCAAAUAUUUGAUUUGUAUGUCUAUUUCAUAUAUUUAUACACCCAGGGCCAUGUAAAAAUUAUUUGGGUAAAAAAGGAUUUGAAACUGGAAAAAAUUUAAGAAGCCUUUAUUUAAAAUGUAUUUUCCCACUUAUCAUGCUAUCAUGCAAGAUGUUGACAAAUUCCUUUCUAAAUUCUAAGUAUAUAAUAUGCCAGUUAUAUCCCCCAUCUCUACUUUUUGACUUCCUUUUAUGUGUUUUUCCGCCCAUUAGAAUAUUACUUGAGGUAGGAACUACUUUUCUUUUUCAAAUUUAGUGUUGUGCCAAACACAGGUGCUAUAUGUGUGACACAGGGUCAGUGCUUGAUCAAUGUUUACUGACUGCCAAUAGCAUUUCAAAUAAACUUACCAAAAAUAGAGAUAUGUUUUAUCUGGAAUAAUCUACUUCUGAUGGACUCAUUCUGGGUGUUAGUCAUAGCUUCGGUUCUUCAUUUUAAAAAAGCAAUCUUUCAAAGCACAUACUAGUAUUUUGCCAAGAACUGAAAUGAAACUCACUAGCUUAUAGACUGAAGAAUGAAAUAUCUUACCCUAUUUUUUUUUAAAGCUUAACUUCUACUCUUCUCAGAGUAGUAACAUUUCUCCUUCUCUUUAUUUUCAAAAAUCACCAGUCCUACAAAAACAUCUACCUAUUACAUUAGUACCUUAAUAAGUUAGUCCAUCCAAGCUUUGAAUUGAACUCUUGAGGAAGGAAGCAUUGAAUGCCUAUUAUGUCAGGUGCUGUGCUAAAUAACAAGUAUUAUCUCAUUUGACCCUUAUAACAAGCCUGUGAUGUAGGUGCCAUUAUCCUCUUUUUACAAUUAAGGGAAUCAAGAAAACAGGUGAAGUAAUGUAUCCAGGCUAACAUACCUACUAAGUAUCUAAGGCUGGAUUUGAACUCUAGGCUUCAUUAUUUCAGGUCCAGUAUUCAAUACAUCAUGCCCAUCUAGUUGCUUCCAAGUACAAUGAAUGAAUCUCUUGGACCCAACUUAAUCCCACAAGGCAAAAAAUAUGAGAUCACAGCCAUUAGAAGCUGAAAUAAUUUAUUAAAUCUUAGAUUACAUUCAUAAGAUCGGAGUGCCCACAAUAAGGAAGAAGUCCACUGCCAUGGGAGGACUGCUUCUGUGUACCACUGCAUACUCGGUGCCACAUUCUAAAAGGAACUCUGAUGAGUUCAAGAGCACCCAGCGGAGGCCAGAUUUUCAGCCCAGAUAUGCCUUGCUUUUCCACACUUGAUAAAUUUCAUGAGUUCUGCCUUGCCACUAGUGCUUCUCAUAAAGACAUUUCAUGAAUUCUUUCUUGUUAUUAGUCCCUCUCAUAAGGAUUCUCAUACACCUGAAACAAAAGCUGUAUAUAACACUUGGGACAAGUGGCUCAAAAUUCACCUUCAGAGAGUAGUUAUUAUGAUCCAAAAUCUCAAUCAGAUUCAAAACCUAUGAUUCUUCAAUUGCUUUCUUAUCUCAUUCAUGCCCUCCUCUUCUCUCUUCUCCUGAUAAUUUUAUGAUGAUGGUAGUGGUGGUGGAGGAAGAGAGCAAGAAUAACUUUGGAUCCAGUCCUAUCAGAAGUUCUUAGUUUCUCUUUUUCAUGACUAUGCUAUUCCUAUUGUUUGCUAUUUUUUCUUUAAUGUUCAUUUUCAUAACUUUCACUCAUCAUUUUCUACUCUGCUCAUUUGCCCUCCCUCCUCCUAGAGGAGCAGAAACAAAACCGGUGGCAAGGAAGACUGGGGCUGGAGUCAAGAAGAUCUGAAUUAAAAUACAGCUUCAGAUAUUUAUUAUUUGUAUGAUCCUGGGAAGUCAUUUGACUGUUUGCUUCAAUUUCCUAUGCUGUAAAAUGAAGAUGAUAAUAAAACUUGACUCAUAGGAUUGUUAUGAGUCUCAAAUGAGAUAUUUGGUGCCUGACUCAUUAUAGGGAAUAAUUUCCUUCCUCUUCCUAGACCACUUUUCCUCACUAAUUACUUUCUCCUAACUUCUGAAAAAUGUAACAUACUUGAUGUAUCUGGCCAAUCCUUAUAUUCCCUUAGUACUAGUCACCCAACAUAUGAUCUUGAGAAUAGCCAGAAUGCCAUAUAAAAAUCAAGACAAAUUUUGCUACCAGUUAUAAUGGCACAAAGUUAUAAUGAAAUUGGAGGACAAAAUAUGAUAUUAUAGAAUUGGAUAAAUUCAUUUGGAUAUAAUAACAAAAGAUUAAGAAUAUCAAAGAAAUUAAUGAAAAAAUGUGUGGGGUGUGUGUUUUCCUUUUGGUCUGUUUCUUGACUAAUGUAACAAUGACUAAUAUGAAAAUGUUUUACAAGAUUGCACAUCUAAUAUAAUCUUUAUCAAACUGCUUAUUAUUCUAGGGAGAAGGGAGGGAAGGAAAGAUAAAUUUGCAGUUGAAAUUUUCAUAAAAAUGAAUGCUAAGAAUUGUCUUUACGUAGAAUUGGAAAACAAAAAACUAAGAAAAUAGAUAAAAUAUAUUUAAGUAUCUUAACAACUUUAAAGUACUACACAAAGUAUCCCAAAAGUCUUAGUGCUAUUCAAAGCAAUUUAAACUUAAAACGUAGUUACUAAGUCUUUUGAAAUGGUUUAUAUAAGUGAAAGCUAUAAUAAUAAUUCUUAGGGUUUCACCACCAUUACUUAGCUCCUUCUCACUCUGCAAUGUCCCUCAGAGCUUGGGACUCUCUCCAACAUGACAGCCCCCUUCUCUCAUCGAGUUUCUUGGGUCUAUUUUGGGUAUAAUCACAGGUCAGCAAUCCAUCAAUUCCUUUUCCACCAUGUUAUAUGAAUAU
Messenger RNA from Antechinus flavipes (yellow-footed antechinus), 8968 nucleotides. RefSeq names its product olfactory receptor 51I2-like. The record is from RefSeq and is a predicted model, not a curated record. Bases 2954 to 3931 code for a protein of 325 amino acids. The transcript has a single exon. Gene Ontology annotation, biological process: G protein-coupled receptor signaling pathway. Gene Ontology annotation, molecular function: olfactory receptor activity; G protein-coupled receptor activity. Lineage: Eukaryota; Metazoa; Chordata; Mammalia; Dasyuromorphia; Dasyuridae. Gene Ontology annotation, cellular component: membrane.